AUGGUGACAGAAGCUGAGAAAGAACAAGGCUUUAUGCCUGACCCUGAAAGGGAUACUUCAGACAACAACACUCUCACAGGUCGCGAUGAAGAAGAGCUCUCACGAACAAAAACAUCAGCUUCAAUAGCAGACUCCUUCUCGCUCCCCCGCGAAAUCCUCUUCGUGUCAAUUAUUUGCAUGGCACAAUUCAUGACUCAAGGCGCCCUCGGAAACUGUCUCAAUCUCAUUCACGUUAUCGGCGACUCUUUCGGUCUCAGCAACCCAGCCGAACUAAGUUGGCUUAUCGCAGGGUACAGUCUCACAGUGGGAACCUUUAUCCUCUUCUCCGGCCGUCUUGGCGAUAUCUUUGGCUACAAACGCAUGUUCCUCAUCGGCUUUGCUUGGUUCGCUGUUUGGUCUAUGAUUUGCGGAUUGGCGAAUUACUCCAACCAUGUUCUUUUCGUCUUUGCAAGAGUGUUCCAGGGUAUUGGACCUGCGCUUGUCAUGCCCAAUGGUCUUGCUAUUCUGGGUGCUUCGUAUAACCCCGGUGGCAGAAAGGCUGUUGCUUUUGCGCUGUUCGGUGCUUGUGCGCCUGGUGGUUGUGUGUUCGCCGCUGCGUUUGCCGGACUGUUCGUUCACGGUGAUCCGACUUGGUGGCCCUGGGCGUUCUACUCUUUUGCCAUGGGUUUGGCUUUCAUUGCCGCGAUGGCGUACUUCAUCAUUCCUGACCCUCCUCACAAGAUUUCGGCCGAUCAGUUGACUUGGGGCGAGAUCCUUGGUCAGCUUGAUCUUCUCGGUGCUUUUACCGGUAUCACUGCUCUUGUACUCUUCAACUUUGCCUGGAACCAAGCUCCCAUCGAUGGCUGGGAUAAGCCUUGGGUCAUUGUUACCCUCAUCCUUGGAGUUCUCAUGGUUCCUGUUUUCUUCUACGUUGAGCUGCGCGUCGCUUCUCAUCCUCUCAUCCCCUUCGACGCUCUCACUAGCGAUGUGGCUUACAUCCUGGCUUGCAUCGUCUGUGGUUGGGCGACCUUCGGUAUUUGGGUUUACUACACAUGGCAAUUCUUCCAGCUCAUUCGUGGAGCUUCUCCUCUCCUUACCGCUGCUUGGAUGAGCCCCGUCGCUAUCUCCGGAGCCUGUGCUGCCAUGACGACAGCGUGGCUUUUGCAUGUUGCCCACCCUGCGCUUGUCAUGCUUCUCGCCCUCGGCGCUUUCACCACCGGUACCAUCCUGAUGAUGACAGCCCCCGUUGAACAAUCAUACUGGUUCCAAUCCUUCUUCGGUUUGAUCAUCAUGACGUUCGGCAUGGACAUGUCCUUCCCCGCCGCGACACUAGUCCUUUCCAACUCAGUCUCACGGGAGCACCAGGGUAUCGCAGCCAGUUUAGUCAACACAAUCGUCAACUACAGUAUCAGUCUCGGCCUUGGCUUCGCUGCCACCGUCGAGGUUAACAUCAACAAGGGCGGAGAGUCCCAGGGAGAGUUACUGAAGGGAUACCGCUCUGCGUUUUACAUGGCUGUUGGAUUCGCUGGACUCGGAUUCGCCAUUAGUAUUUUGUACUUUAUCAAGAGUAUGUGGAGACAGAAGAAGGCCCAGUAA
This is a messenger RNA of Fusarium coffeatum, 1575 nucleotides long. RefSeq lists its product as uncharacterized. Gene Ontology annotation, cellular component: membrane. The coding region runs from base 1 to 1575 and encodes 524 amino acids. The record is from RefSeq and is a predicted model, not a curated record. Gene Ontology annotation, molecular function: transmembrane transporter activity. The transcript has 2 exons. Lineage: Eukaryota; Fungi; Ascomycota; Sordariomycetes; Hypocreales; Nectriaceae. Gene Ontology annotation, biological process: transmembrane transport.